This is a messenger RNA of Fusarium odoratissimum NRRL 54006, 2679 nucleotides long. Its product is annotated as protein PNG1. Gene Ontology annotation, cellular component: cytosol; nucleus. Gene Ontology annotation, biological process: glycoprotein catabolic process; protein deglycosylation; protein quality control for misfolded or incompletely synthesized proteins. Gene Ontology annotation, molecular function: peptide-N4-(N-acetyl-beta-glucosaminyl)asparagine amidase activity. Bases 993 to 2009 code for a protein of 338 amino acids. The record is from RefSeq and is a predicted model, not a curated record. NCBI's taxonomy places the organism in Eukaryota, Fungi, Ascomycota, Sordariomycetes, Hypocreales, Nectriaceae. The transcript has a single exon.
CACACCCUCCCGAGACACCCCGUCCCUUUCCCUUUAUUCCCCUGGUCCACCCUCGAUUCUCAUCGCCGCCUGCUCCUGCCUCUCCUCUUUUGUGCUGUCUGUCUCUCUUACCUGCCUGCAGUGGUCAGCUAUUCGCAAGCCGUCAACUCCUCUCCUUUAACCCUUCACUCGCGGCGACGACGAACAAACGAAGCGAUUCAGCUUGUUUCUACGACGAAAGAGUAUUCGACGAUACUCACGACGAUUGAAAAAACAAACGAUUCUGGCUACCUUAGUCAUCAGCUAGUCAGAGCAAGCGACACUUCCCACGGCAACAGUCCGUCUGUCAUUCUGAGGACCCAAAGGAUUCAUUUGGACAACGCGUGUACCGUGGCAAUUAGGCCUACCAUCACGCACCUCUCGUUUCUGACGACGACAAUUUACGAUCAAUAUUACGACGACAUAUCUCACUCCGAGGUUUCUUGGGCCUCGUAAAUAGCAACAAUUGAGCCAUCAACUACCUAGCCCGGCCACGUAUCUGGGCAACGACAUAUACUGAAACACCUAUCCUCAACAUCUUCAUCGACGAACUAUCCACUUACAAAAUCACAUAUUAGCAACUAUGGCGGGCCAACGUACGCCUGCGGGCGAGUAUGGCGAGGAAUGGGCCCGAGACCUUCGGGUCCAAUUCGAAGGCUUGUUGCGUGACAAGCGUAUGAAUGAUCUCCGUGCCUCAUCGCGACAAGGCUCUCCGAGCUUGGGAGAGCAGUCUCCCCGUAUGCGAAGCUCCCCGUUCCCCAGCGAUAGCCGACCCUCGACAUCCCAAGGACCUGGUCUUCCCUCUUACUCCGCCCUGCGACAUCUCCCCAAGAUCCCUACACCUCCCGCCGCGGGUGAUCGCGAUUCUCAAAAAUUCAGAAACCUCCUCAUCAGCUUAUCGUUAACACCAACCAAAUAUGAGAACCCCGGUCUGUUGGACGAGGCAUUGCAAACCAUCCCAUUAGAUCGUAUCUAUGGCGAGGCCGAGGAAGAGACUCAGGUCUUACAAGCUCAGGCUGAGAGUAUGGGUGAUGGACGACGACCCGAAUGGGGUUACCAAGACUGUGUCAUCCGGGCAUUAUUACGGUACGUCAUUUUCCAUCCGAUCUCGUUUGGAUGGAUUGACUAACACAGUUGAUAGAUGGUUUAAGCGAUCGUUCUUUAGCUGGGUCAAUAACCCACCCUGCCCCGUCUGCUUAUCUCCCACCAUCGCCCGAGGCAUGACUGCUCCUUCACCUGAAGAGAGUGCUUGCGGCGCCCUCCGUGUCGAACUGUAUCAAUGCUCUGCUCAACAUUGCGGUGCUUUCGAGCGCUUCCCUCGUUACGGUGAUGUCUGGCGGUUAUUACAAACCCGACGAGGACGUGUUGGCGAAUGGGCCAACUGCUUUAGCAUGCUUUGCCGAGCCGUUGGAGGCCGUGUUCGCUGGGUCUGGAACGCCGAGGACCAUGUUUGGACUGAGGUGUAUUCAGACCACCAAAAGCGAUGGGUUCAUGUGGAUGCUUGUGAGGAAGCAUGGGAUAACCCUCGCCUCUAUGCUGAGGGUUGGGGCAAGAAGAUGUCCUACUGCAUUGCAUUCUCCAUUGAUGGCGCUACUGAUGUCACUCGACGAUACGUGCGCAAGAACCAGCAUGCUGCUGAGCGUAACCGAUGCCCUGAAGAGGUUCUUCUCUAUGUUAUGCAAGAGAUUAAGAACAUGCGCCGAUCCAACAUGAACAAGGACGAGCGAUUCCGAUUGGAGAAGGAAGACAGCCGGGAAGACAACGAACUCCGAGGCUACGUUGUGGCCUCAAUUGCACAGGCCGUAACUGACUUGGUUCCUGGAUCCCCUGGCGGAUCAAACCACACUGGCGCAAGCGGAAGCGAUACCAAGUUGCCUGCUGAGCAACCUGGUCGACAAACUGGCUCUACAGAAUGGUUGACUGCCCAGCAGCAACAAUCUGGUCGAUAUCAACAGCCUCGCGAUCCCAGCCACCGACGCCCAUUGCCUUGAAAGCCGCGCGCAUGCAUCUUGCGACACUUUCCUAGGCAUCGCGUCGGAGCUGCGUGAACGUUGACGCUUCUUGAUGACAAUCAUAGCCAUAUCAUAUCACCACCCGGGCUAAACACAAUAAUACCCGCGCCCGUGGUUUAGUACGAUGAACAACCGAUACCUCGAUGACAGUACCACGGCCCUCAACCAUACGACCUCCAUGAUACUAUCACUUCGAUGACCUUACGGCCACACACAAUUAUUCCCUUCAUGUCUAAUACUAUACACCUUUGACAGCCAUAGCAUAGACUCGGCGUUGAACCAUUUCAAAGCGGCUGCCGUCUUUGCGGCACAGCCUGUACCUACUACAUCAACCUGCCUUUCGAUUUCUUUUGUUAUUUUUCUAUGUAUAGGGGGCGUAUUACGGCGGGGCAUCUAUGUUCCCUCAGGAGAGCAGGGGCGGGUUUAGUCCCUUGUUUCGGGGCGUUUGGCUAUGUUUCUUUUUGGGCUAUCAUGAGCGGUAUGAAGCCAGUCAAAAGAGAUGGAUCAGUGGAUGAAGAAGAUAGGAUAAAUCAAUGCCAAAGAGCAGUUCUUUUCUAAGUUGAUGUCUGUUGAAUUGUGAAGUUUGUAAAUUGCAUGCCAAUGCACAGUGACUGAAGUUGUAUGCAAUAGCCCCAUCGAAGGAACCACC